Plasmopara halstedii is the source of this 1185-nucleotide messenger RNA. RefSeq names its product acid phosphatase. The coding region runs from base 1 to 1185 and encodes 394 amino acids. The record is from RefSeq and is a predicted model, not a curated record. The transcript is spliced from 3 exons. Gene Ontology annotation, molecular function: acid phosphatase activity; ferric iron binding; ferrous iron binding. Lineage: Eukaryota; Oomycota; Peronosporomycetes; Peronosporales; Peronosporaceae.
AUGUUAGGCAUGCAGCUCGAAGAAGGCGUUCGAAAGCGCGAGGAGCACGAGGGGAAAAGCCGUCACUUGAUCUCGCCUCGCAGCAGCAGCGGAUGGAAUACGGCACUUCAUGGAACUGCUAGUUAUGAGCGCUGGGUAAAAUAUAUCGCGCUGGGAUCCCUGGGCGUCUGGAUGAUCUUUGUGCUGUUUUUCUGGCACACCAGUGUCGCUCCUACACCAAUUGCAAAUCAAAGAACAACGAAAAUCAAAAUCAAUAAGACGAUACCUUCGAGCUUUCCCGAAAAGACUACAUUCAUUGCGUUUGGAGACUACGGUACAGGUGAUACGUACCAACGCUCAGUGGCUUUGGCUCUUGAAAACUUCACAGCCACUAUGGACCCUCCUCCAGCGUUUGUUUUAUCAACUGGAGACCAGAUCUACGACAAUGGAAUCGGGUCUGCAGACGAUGCUUUGCUCUCGACGAAUUUCGAGCAGAUGUAUACGAACCUCAAGCUACAAGUCCCAUGGUAUGUUGCGAUCGGAAAUCAUGACUGCGAAGGAUCGAUUGAUGCAAUGCUCCAAUAUGCGAAAAAGGAAGACUCGUUGUGGUAUAUGCCCCGUCGAUACUACGUGGUUGACCGCCCUGUGGCACCAAAGACAAUUUUGCGACUUGUUGUUAUCGACGCUUGUGAUCUGGUUUGUGGUCGUGAACCUCGUGACACUCGGUGCACUGAAAAAAUGAACGAGCAUUCCUCAGCAAAAACCAGAAAGUCGCAGUAUGAGUGGAUUGAAGAAACGCUAAGCGCUGGAAAACCAGUGGGCAUAGAGCGAAUGUGGACAAUUGUCAUGGGUCAUUGGGGUGUGUACAGCUUUGCAGGAAAUGGCAACACUCAGGAGCUGAUUGACAAGUUGGAUCCAAUCAUGAAAAAAUACAAGGUCCACGCGUACUUUAAUGGUCAUGACCACGGCUUGCAACACAUUCGAAAGAUAAAUGACGAUGGCUCUUUUCGCAAUUACUUUGUCUCGGGUGCUGGCGGCUACGAAAUCCAUCCGCUCAAGCCGAAAGCUCGCUCGAAUCCGGAUCUGGUGCACGCAGCCAUAACACAUGGCUUUAUGUCCGUGCAAAUGACCCAGACAUAUUUUCGUGUGCAACUCGUUGACAUCAAUAGCGAGAUUCUUUACACUACAGACGUUACAUACAGAUAG